AUGGAAACUUUCACACGAGCCGGAGAUGUCCUGAUUGGCAGAGUGUUUGUGGUCCACUCAGGUUUUGAAAGUGAACAGAUGACCUUCCGAUACCAUCCAAAGCCAGCCUUGUGUAAGGGGUUCCACGUUCGCUAUUACCGGGACGUGCUUGGCAUGAUGUUCGCCAUUGAUGAAAUUAACAAAUCUACGGAUCUGUUACCCAAUAUCACCCUAGGAUUCAGUAUGUUUGACUCCUGUAUGUCUGAGCUCCGAGCAAUUUGGGGGGCUCUGUCCUUGGUAUCGGGGGCCAAAUCCCCCAUUCCUUCAUAUGACUGCCAUGCUCCCUCAGUCAUGGUGGGGAUGGUGGGUGAACUUGUAUCAGCUCUGUCUCUGCCCAUCGCCAGGCUCCUCGGUGUUCUCCAUUUUCCACAGAUCAGUCAUGGGGCCACUCUGUCAGCUCUAAGUAACAAGAUGCUUUUCCCAUCAUUUCUCCGCACGGUGCCAAGUAAUAUGUUACAGAACGUCGCCGUCCCUCAGCUUCUUGGCCGCUUUGGCUGGACUUGGGUGGGAAUGCUGGUUGUGGACAAUGAUGUUGGAGAACAGGGUGGACAAGCCAUAAAAGCUGGCAUAGAAAAGAGUGGUGGCUGUGUGGCCUUUAUGGAGAAAAUACAUCUGAGUUACUCAAUGAAACAGAUCCACAGAGUGGUGGAUGUCAUUAAGGGAAGCUCUGUCCAGGUGGUUGUUCUCCACAGCCCUGAGGUCCAUGUAAUUGUUCUCCUAGAUGUCUUGCAUGACAGAGAGAUGACUGGGAAAAUAUUUGUUUCUUCUGCUUCUUUUGGAGUUACUCCUAGUCUCUUCUCCAUGAAAGCAUGGAAAGUCUUAAAUGGAAUGCUUUGCUUGAUUCCUAAAACAGGAACGAUGCCAGGAUUUGAAGAAUUCCUUAAUGAUCUACAUCCAUCCAAAUCCUCACAAUACCCCUUCAUAAGGUUGUUCUGGGAGAAAGUCUUCCAGUGCAGUUGGUCGGAAGACAGCGUGAGCCAGGAAUCAUCUGUAUCAUUAAACAUAGCCGAGGAAGGUGGCUGUAGAGGAAAUGAGGUGUUUGGCAAUAAAUUGCCCUCAUUGUUUGAGAUAAAUGACCUGAGCUACACGUAUCAUGCCUACCUUGCAGUUUACGCCUAUGCCCAUGCCUUGCAUGCCAUCUCCAUGUGUAGUCCUGAAAAUUACAAUGAACCAUGUGCUAAGGUGGGCAGUGUGCAUCCAUGGCAGAUCCUUCGCUAUCUUCAAAAAACGCCUUUCCGCGGCCAUGCUAGUGACUGGAUGUUGUUUAACAGCGAUGGAGAUCUUCCUGCAGCUUACGACAUAAUCAACAUUCAGAUUCGGAAUAAGAGCUUCAAUCUGAUUAAAGUGGGAACAUAUAACCCAGAAUCAAAAGAUGACAAGAUCACCAUAAAUGUAACCGCUAUAGCCUGGGGUGAAUACUUCGACAGUGUGCCCCAGUCGGUGUGUAGUAACAGCUGCCGGCCGGGGUAUAGAAAGUCUGCCCAGCUCGGGAAACCUGUGUGCUGCUUCGAUUGUGUGCCAUGUUCCCUGGGAGAGAUAAUCAAUAAAUCAGGUGCAUCUGAGUGUUUUAAAUGUCCUACGGACCAAUGGCCCAACGAAGAAAGGACCAAAUGUGUUUUAAAGGUGGUAGAGUUCUUGUCCUUCCAGGAGCCGCUGGGUGUCGUGUUGGUCACCAUGGUCGUUAUAUUCACAUUUUUCACACUUUGGAUCUUGUUAAUCUUUAUUAAACAUCAGGACACUCCAAUAGUGAGAGCCACCAACAGAGAGCUGAGCUACAUCCUCUUGGUCUCUCUCAUACUCUGCUUCCUCUGCUGUCUAGUCUUCAUUGGUCGUCCAUCCAUUUUUACCUGUCUCCUUCGGCAAACCUUGUUCAGUAUUGUGUUCUCCAUCAGUAUCUCCUCAGUUCUGGCUAAGACCAUCAUGGUGACUCUAGCAUUUAAAGCCACCAUCCCUAACAGCCCUUUGAAGAAAUGGUUAGGGCCUAGGAUCCCACGAAGUGUGGUUGGACUUUGCUCUGUGAUGCAGACAGCAAUCUGCUCCGCUUGGCUUCUCUCGGCUCCACCUUUCCCGAGACUGAACACAGAAUCAGGAUAUAAUAAAGUCAUAUUUGAAUGUCACGAGGGGCAGAACCUCUUCUUUUAUGUGUCACUAGGCUUCAUGGGAUUCUUGGCAUUGGUCAGCUUCCUGGCGGCUUUCCUAGCAAGAAACCUACCUGGCAGCUUCAACGAGGCCAAACACAUCACCUUCAGCAUGCUGGUGUUCUGCAGUGUCUGGCUCUCCUUCAUCCCCGCCUAUCUGAGCACCAGGGGAAAAUACACUGUGGCUGUACAGAUAUUUGCCAUCUUGGCUUCUACUGCUGGACUCCUGGGCUGUAUCUUCGUCCCCAAAUGCUAUAUUACACUUUUGAAACCAGAGAGGAACAGCAAAGAACUACUAAGAGGCAGAAAGAAUAGAAGUAACGGUUAG
Pelobates fuscus (common spadefoot toad) is the source of this 2505-nucleotide messenger RNA. Its product is annotated as extracellular calcium-sensing receptor-like. Gene Ontology annotation, biological process: G protein-coupled receptor signaling pathway. The record is from RefSeq and is a predicted model, not a curated record. The coding region runs from base 1 to 2505 and encodes 834 amino acids. Gene Ontology annotation, molecular function: G protein-coupled receptor activity. Gene Ontology annotation, cellular component: plasma membrane. NCBI's taxonomy places the organism in Eukaryota, Metazoa, Chordata, Amphibia, Anura, Pelobatidae. The transcript is spliced from 6 exons.